Pipistrellus kuhlii (Kuhl's pipistrelle) is the source of this 3277-nucleotide messenger RNA. It is a transcript of the gene COLGALT1, whose product is annotated as collagen beta(1-O)galactosyltransferase 1. Lineage: Eukaryota; Metazoa; Chordata; Mammalia; Chiroptera; Vespertilionidae. Gene Ontology annotation, molecular function: procollagen galactosyltransferase activity. The transcript is spliced from 12 exons. The coding region runs from base 108 to 1979 and encodes 623 amino acids. The record is from RefSeq and is a predicted model, not a curated record.
GCUCUCCUCCCCUUUAAGGCGCGGCCGCGGCGGGACUCCGAAGGCCCCUUUAAGGCGCGGCCCUCGUCCGCCGGCAGAAAAGAGGCUUAAAGGAGACGCGUGGCGCGAUGGCGGCGGCCCCACGCGCGUGCCGGCGGGGCGGGCGGCCGCUCCCGGAGCUGCUGCUGCUGCUGCUGCUGGCGCUGCCGCCCCCGGGGGGCCCGCCGGGCGCCGCCGCCUACUUCCCGGAGGAGCGCUGGAGCCCCGAGUCGCCGCUGCAGGCGCCGCGCGUGCUCAUCGCGCUGCUGGCGCGCAACGCGGCCCACGCGCUGCCGGCCACGCUGGGCGCGCUGGAGCGGCUGCGCCACCCGCGCGAGCGCACGGCGCUGUGGGUGGCCACAGACCACAACGCAGACAACACGACGGCAGUGCUGCGGGAAUGGCUGGUGGCCGUGAAGAACUUGUACCACUCGGUGGAGUGGCGGCCGGCGGAGGAGCCCCGGUCCUACCAAGACGAGGAGGGCCCCAAGCACUGGUCCGACGCCCGCUACGAGCACGUCAUGAAGCUGCGCCAGGCGGCCCUGAAGUCCGCCCGGGACAUGUGGGCCGACUACAUCUUGUUUGUGGACGCAGACAACCUGAUCCUGAACCCCGACACGCUGACGCUGCUCAUGGCCGAGAACAAGACGGUGGUGGCGCCCAUGCUGGACUCCCGGGCCGCGUACUCCAACUUCUGGUGCGGGAUGACCUCGCAGGGCUACUACAAGCGCACCCCCGCCUACAUCCCCAUCCGGAAGCGGGACCGCCGGGGCUGCUUCGCGGUGCCCAUGGUGCACUCCACCUUCCUGAUCGACCUGCGGAAGGCGGCGUCCAGGAGCCUGGCCUUCUACCCGCCGCACAGCGACUACACCUGGUCCUUCGAUGACAUCAUCGUGUUCGCUUUCUCCUGCAAGCAGGCAGAGGUCCAGAUGUACGUGUGCAACAAGGAGAUGUACGGCUUCCUGCCGGUGCCUCUGCGCUCGCACAGCACCCUCCAGGACGAGGCCGAGAGCUUCCUGCACGUGCAGCUGGAGGUGAUGGUGAAGCACCCCCCAGCAGAGCCCUCCAGGUUCGUCUCGGUGCCGGCCAAGACGCCUGACAAGAUGGGCUUUGACGAGGUCUUCAUGAUCAACCUGAAGCGGCGGCAGGACCGGCGGGAGCGCAUGCUCUGGGCACUGAGGGCGCAGGAGAUCACGUUCCGGCUGGUGGAGGCUGUGGACGGCAAAGCCAUGAACACCAGCCAGGUGGAGGCCCUGGGCAUCCAGAUGCUGCCCGGCUACCAGGACCCCUACCACGGGCGGCCCCUCACCAAGGGAGAGCUGGGCUGCUUCCUCAGCCACUACAACAUCUGGAAGGAGGUCGUGGACAAGGGACUGAAGAAAUCGCUGGUCUUCGAGGAUGACCUGCGCUUCGAGAUCUUCUUCAAGAGGCGCCUGAUGAACCUCAUGCGGGACGUGGAGAGGGAGGAUCUGGACUGGGACCUCAUCUACGUGGGCCGGAAGCGGAUGCAGGUGGAGCACCCCGAGAAGGCCGUGCCCCGCGUGAGGAACCUGGUGGAGGCCGACUACUCCUAUUGGACGCUGGCCUACGUCAUCUCCCUGCAAGGCGCCCGCAAGCUGCUGGCCGCCCAGCCCCUCUCCAAGAUGCUGCCCGUGGAUGAGUUCCUGCCCGUCAUGUUCGACAAGCACCCAGUGUCCAAGUACAAGGCCCACUUCUCCCCCCGCAACCUGCGGGCCUUCUCCGUGGAGCCCCUGCUGGUGUUCCCCACGCACUACACGGGGGACGACGGCUACGUGAGCGACACGGAGACCUCGGUGGUGUGGGACGACGAGCGCGUGAAGACGGACUGGGACCGCGCCAAGUCCCAGAAGAUGCGGGAGCAGCAGGCGCUGAGCCGCGAGGCCAAGAACUCGGACGUGCUGCAGUCCCCGCUGGACAGCGCCGCCCGCGACGAGCUCUGAGGGCGGCGGAGCAGCCUCCCGUGCUCGCCGAGGGUGGGGCGGCGCGGCCCCGGCAGGCGGAGGGCUCUGCGUGCGGGGCUGCGGCCGGCAGGCUCCUGCUCAGCAGUCGUGUACUCACAGGCAGCAUUAAUGGAGUGCCUGCUGUAUGCCAGGCGCGGUGUUUUGCACGGGGAGGUCGGGUGGGAACAAGCCAUCCUUCAUCGCCGCGUGCCUGGCGUUUUGUAAGCGUCGGCUGUGCGCCAGGCUCGUGGGUGAUGGCGGGGAAUGAGGCGUAACCAUCUCCUUGGUGACGAUUCAGCCAUCACGCAUGUAUUGACACACACGCACCUCUCCCCAAGAAUCAGGCACUAACGAUCCACAUUCAUCGUUUAAAAACUAACUUAAGUAUUUAUUGAGUUGCCUGCUGAACAGUGGGCACCAUUUCAGGAUCUGGGAAUAUUGAGGUAAAGGAGACGCUUUCAUUUAUUCAAACACACAUCAGGCACCUACUCUGUGUGUGCCUGGGACUUGAGAAACAGAAAUUCUUAUAAAUUCCGUGCUUUUAUUGAAUGCCUGCUGGGUGCCAGAAGCCGAGCUGGGUGCUAAGCAUGGAGGUAAACAAGGUGCUUUUUACUCUUCAAUUGGCUUCUUCCCCCCUCCCCUGAAGAGCGCCUACUGUGUGCGCUAGACGUGAGUGAUAGGAAACAACAGAACAGUUGUUCAGUCCCUACAUUUGAUUUCCCACAUGCGUGCUGGGCCACAGGAACAAGAAGAAUCCUUUUGUUUCGUGCAUUAGGCAUUUAUUGAGUGCCUGCUGUGUACGGACCUUGGGGACUCCCAGUGGGAUCAGCGAAUGGUUGAGGUUGUCCUUAUUCGCCUCCCAGUCACCUGAGCUCUGCAGACCGCCACCCCGGAAGGAGAGUGACUCUUCUCUCGCCGGGGGCCUCUGCUGGCCCCACUGACUACGUGGCUGCUCGCAGGCUCCUGUGCCCAGCCCCCCUGGAGGGGGAGGGGUGAGGUAGGGCUGGGUCCCCCCUGCCUGCGCCCCGUCCUGCGUGCUCCGCCUCCCUGGCCUGCGUCUCAGGUGUGGUGUCCGCCUGCUCAGUGGGGUUUCUCUGCCUAAGCCUUCGGGGGCUCCGCUGCCCUGGGGUGCUGUCUGCAGUGGGGGCAGGGCAUCCCCCUGCCCGGGCUGGAGGACAGAAGUGAAUGUCGGAGCCGGCCCGCCGUGCCUUCCCUCUUCGGAUGGACACUGCCCGUUGGGCCCGGAUCCUGGAAAACUUGCUUAUUUUUUUAUUAAAUGGCCCUGGAUGGUUUUCACG